UCAACGGUUUUCCGUGUAAUCCAAGUGAACUUUUACUUGUUUAAUGAUAAAAACUGUUUAUUUACACAAUGAACCCGCUUAACUAUAUUAGCGACGAAGAAUUCCUGCCGUUCCUGCUAAGUUUGGAAGUGGAAAGCGACAGAAAGUCCUUCGAAUGGAUGUUCAACGAUCCUGAGCUUUCUGGUGUUUUGCAGUGGCUUUAUAACAGUUUGGAUCACUCUAAUGCUUUAACUGCCCGUGAAAAAUACAGAUAUGCAGAAAUCGAGCAGCAUCUCCUUUCACCCGAAGACCUGGAUAGCUACAUAUCCUCGCUGCAAGAGGAGUUCCCAGGUCUCUGCCUACCAGGAGACCAGGAGUUGCUGCAGGCGGCCAAGACGGAUGUUCAGAUGCAGAGUGAGCGGCUGAGGAUGUUGGAGAGGCAUGAAACAGUCGUUAAGGACCUUGUUAAGAAGAAUGAUUUAGCUAAAGAAGAGCUAAGCCGGGAGAUCACCAAGCUCAACUCAGCGCAGCACCAGCUGGUUCAAGAUGAGGCGUCGUCUGCGGAAGAAUGCCUGUCUUUGGCCGGAGAACUUGAGACGCUCACUGACGGUGUAGUGGAUGUCAUCGCUGACACUCUCAGUUUAUAUAGCAGUGCUCACGGGGAUAAGGAAAUAGCAAAGAAGUUCCUCAGCUUCGGUCCAUUCGAGUCGUACAAGCAAGCGCAGACACUAUUCGCCUCUCACUUUGACCUGUACGUGUCCCGCAAGUUCAGUAAGAGACAGAAUGAUGCUGUUACUGAUGGAGAUCUGCGGUGUGCGUUGGUUGAGGCAUCUGUUAUGGGAGAGAGAUUAACCAACGCGGCGUUCGCGUACAUAGACGCUAAGACGGAGCUAGCGGGCGAACAAGCGAAAUUAGCCCUAGUCGCUAACUACCAAAACGUACACCCUAGUCGAAUAGCCCAUUUAUCGCUAGAAGAGCAAGCAGCCUUAGACCUGGAACAGGAAGAGCCUAUCCUCGACCAACAAAUACAAGAUGCUGUGAAGGAGUUUGUCGAAGGACGCACCAGGUUGGCUGCUGAGACCACUGCAAGAUCUGCUUUAGCUGUCAGAGAACGAAUCCACUCCGACUUGAGCCAUCUCCUCGACGUGUCGAACGCAGCCUUGUGCCUCGACCGCGCGCUAUACUACUGCCUACGCGCGGCUUUGCGCGGCGCGCAGGAGUUCCUGCAGCUGACUAGCCAGCUCAAGGAGUACUACACUGCCGAGAGUGCCGCCGCCGCUGAUAGGAUCAAAUCAAUGAACGAAAUCUGUUACGAACAAGAGUUGUGUGAACGGCGUCUGGACUCAUCGGACCAACUAGUCGACACACUUCACACCAUUCUCGGCGUCAAGUCGAACGAUGCGUUACUACUGUACAAAGGCUACUGUGAUUUGAGAGCGGAUAUCGACACUUUAAAGGAAAAUCUAUAUGAAGCGUAUGAAAAUAGAGAGCUGGCAUGCACUGACUUCCAAAAAUCCACCCUGCCCCUUCGUAGCUACAUCUGGGACGGUUGCACCAAGCUACCUAACUGCUGGAACACAUCUGUGGCCGCCAUGACACACAACUUGAAGCAAGAGAUGGAACAGGCUGAGAGAAAAGUGUCUGAAGCCGGCGGGAACUUCUCCUCAGUCAAGAAUGGAGACAAGCAGGGGCUUCGCAAGCUGUGGCAGUACUUCCUGACCGACCAGAAUAAGUUAGCAGCGGCGAUGCGAGCGGCGCAGACUAGGAGCUUCUGUUAGUACUUUAGUUAUUUAAACAUUUUAAGGUGUAAAAAGGAAAAUCACACCUCAAUACAGCCAUUAUCAGUUAUUACAACUGCUGGCUAGCUUUACAAAAUAAGAAAUAUAUAUAGUUUCAAAGUAUUCGAUAAUAAUCUUUAUUGAUCAACAGUGUCCAUAAAAUUUGAUAUUUGAAAUUAAAUCUGAAACUGAAUACUUUGGCAAAAUAAGAAUUUUGUGCGCGCAUAAACCUAAAUAUUUACUUACUCAACAUUAUUUUCGGUAUAUGACGUCAAAUAUUUCAAAAGGAUAAUCUGAGAUUUAAUAUAACUUUGGACUGAGUAAGGUGUAUUCGGGUAAUGCCGUUAAUUGGAUAAUUCCGAAAUUUAAAUGAUAAUCACCCGUGAUUCUAUAGUAAUAAGGGUCCCUUUUCGAAAUUUACCGACGGUGACGUUCGGAAUUACCCGAGUAGUACACCUGACAACAUAAGAUGAAGACUGAUUUAAAAUAAGUAAUAUUUUAUAUAGUACAUAAAUGUAACGCAUGUUUUUAGACCAGAAAAUAAUAAAUCAAAUUAAGUUUAACUGCAAAAGGAUGUUGAACUGUUGAAGGUAAAAAAAGACAUUUGAUUUCGUAAAUUACAUUUAAUUUAAACAACUAUGUAACAGUAUAAAGUUCUAAAAUAAAUACUAAUUUUGAUCACA
Leguminivora glycinivorella is the source of this 2440-nucleotide messenger RNA. RefSeq lists its product as uncharacterized. Lineage: Eukaryota; Metazoa; Arthropoda; Insecta; Lepidoptera; Tortricidae. The record is from RefSeq and is a predicted model, not a curated record. The coding region runs from base 69 to 1757 and encodes 562 amino acids. The transcript has 10 exons.